This is a messenger RNA of Sceloporus undulatus (fence lizard), 2856 nucleotides long. RefSeq names its product regulation of nuclear pre-mRNA domain containing 1B (gene RPRD1B). Gene Ontology annotation, cellular component: RNA polymerase II, holoenzyme. The record is from RefSeq and is a predicted model, not a curated record. Gene Ontology annotation, molecular function: RNA polymerase II C-terminal domain binding. Gene Ontology annotation, biological process: mRNA 3'-end processing. NCBI's taxonomy places the organism in Eukaryota, Metazoa, Chordata, Lepidosauria, Squamata, Phrynosomatidae.
CGGUUGUUGGCUGCCUCUGAAGGGGGGGAAGAAGAAGAAGGAGGGGAGGCCCGGGAAGGGCAGGCGGGACGGGGGCCGCUCCCGGUCCUGCUCCGGUCCCGGCCCGGCUCCCUGCCUCGGUCCGCCGGCCGGAGGGCGAUGUCUUCGUUCUCGGAGUCGGCGCUGGAGCGGAAGCUGUCGGAGCUGAGCAACUCCCAGCAGAGCGUCCAGACGCUGAGCCUGUGGCUCAUCCACCACCGGAAGCACGCCGGGCCCAUCGUCACCGUCUGGCACCGCGAGCUAAGGAAGGCAAAGUCCAGUAGGAAGCUCACUUUCCUAUACUUGGCCAAUGAUGUCAUCCAAAACAGUAAACGGAAAGGACCCGAGUUCACAAGGGAGUUCGAAACUGUUCUUGUGGAUGCUUUUUCACAUGUUGCCAGAGAGGCAGAUGAGGGCUGCCAAAAGCCCUUGGAACGAUUGCUGAAUAUCUGGCAAGAGAGGAGCGUGUAUGGCAGCGAGUUCAUACAGCAGUUGAAACUGUCUAUGGAAGACCCAACGUCCCCACCUAAAGUUACAGAGGAGAAAAAGUCCUUGAAGCGGACGUUUCAGCAGAUCCAAGAAGAGGAAGAUGACGAUUACCCUGGGAGCUACUCCCCGCAGGACCCCAAUGCGGGGCCCCUUCUGACAGAGGACUUGAUCAAAGCCCUGCAAGAUCUGGAAAAUGCUGCCUCAGGAGAUGCCACGGUGCGGCAGAAAAUUGCCUCCCUUCCCCAAGAGGUUCAAGAUGUGUCGCUAUUAGAGAAGAUUACAGACAAAGAGGCAGCGGAGCGCCUUUCAAAGACGGUAGACGAGGCGUGUUUGCUACUAGCGGAAUACAAUGGGCGCUUGGCAGCAGAGCUGGAGGAUCGGCGCCAGCUGGCACGCAUGCUGAUUGAGUACACGCAGAACCAGAAGGAUGUGCUGACGGAAAAGGAGAAGAAGUUGGAAGAGUACAAACAGAAGCUUGCCCGGGUGACUCAGGUCCGCAAGGAGCUUAAAUCCCACAUCCAGAGUCUGCCUGAUCUGUCGCUCUUGCCCAACGUCACAGGAGGGUUGGCCCCUCUGCCGUCUGCUGGGGACCUUUUCUCAACUGACUAGGACACAAAUGUGUGUCUGCACUCUCCCCCAGUUUUCCCCUCUCCAGUUUCCAGUCAAUACCAGCAGAACACCUCUGGAUGCUUGGCGAUCCUUGCAAUAACCUGACAUAGGAAGGAAUGGACAGAGACCCUCCUUUGACCCCUUGCUGCGUUGAGGGGGGCGAAACUCUCUUUGGAAAGAAGCAAACGUCCUCCCAUUUGGCAAAGCUGCUUCACAUUUCCUAGCCUCCCCCCCCCCCCCCCCUUGGCAUUUUCCAGUUUCCAGCCCAGCCGGUGCAAAUCAUGUGUGUCUUACCUCUGAGAGCUUUCAACACCAACAAAUAAACCCUGAUUUAUGCUUUGCUCCCCACCCCACACCCCUACUAUUCCUGUAUAAAAAGAACUUGGUUGUUUUCUGAAUUGGUUUGGUGUGUGUCAAGCUUGAUUUUGGGGGCCUCCCAGCCCUGGAUUGUUUUGGGCAGUGAUGUUGGUUAGAGGAAGCAGCACGCUUGGGGCUUCUCCCCGACUGGGGUGUGCAAGGAGGGCAUGCCUUUUUUGUGAAAGGUUCGUGAGGAGAUGUACACAGACCCAGGUGAGCCAAAAUUAAAAACAUAGUCUGUUCUGUCGACUGCGACUGAAUUCCUCUUCCUCCAUCCAGUGUUGCUUGUCACUUGUCAGAUUUUUGCAAGUUGGUUUUAGCCUGGCUUCAUCAGCCUGCAGCAUUGAGAAAUGGAAAGGAUCAUACCUCCUUGAGUUUUGAUCAGCCAACUUACAAUGCUAAGAAAACCCUUCCCAAAGGAUUCUGACUUGGAUUCUUACCAAGACUUGGAAACUUUGACAGUUAAAUUUUUCUUUAGCAACCAGUGAAUGGACUUGAUUGGCCACAUUCUAGAAAGGACGCUAGUUGGCAAUGUCCCUGUCCUGGGUCCCCUGGGGGAGACGCUCCCAGUGGAUUGGGCCCACAGGUCUACAUUCCUCCCUUUUUAAAUUCAUCUCUCUUCACCAACUUGCUACAGAACUGAUGCAGCCAUGUGCGCAUUUCCAGAACAACUUCCUCACCUGGCAGCCUACAAAUCCCAUGGCCAACUAUGUGAUAUUGGAGACAGCAUCAGGCACCUAGGAUAGGAAGACUGGUUUCAUAUUUUGACAGGUUGUUUGAGGAUCCCCCUCGAUCCUCCAAAAGAAAUCAAGUCUCCCUCCUUCAAGGCUGCUGUGAUAUUCACAACUGGGAGGGACCGUCUGAUUCAACCUAAUCUAAUUUUUGAAGAAGGAAUUGGGCCACUCCAUCCCACCUCUCUUGCACUUGGCCUUAAAGUACCCUGGCUUCUGAUUUCAGUGUCCUUCCUGGAUCUAGCCACAACCAUUGUUAACUUGAAAAUUUACUUGGUCUUCACAGCAGAUAAGCCUCCACAUGUGAUGCCUUUUUUCCCAUGUGAGGUUGCAGGAGAGGCACUGUGGGGUGUGCAUGAGUGUGUGUGGGUUUCAGGUCCCAGCAGCCCAGCCCUAGUGUUCCCCGUUGGUUGUGUUUCACGUAAUUCCACUCCUCUGGAUCCGGUCUGCUUUCAUGGGUCAGGGUCAGGCUCCUUGCCCUGGGUAGUCUUUGGGGGUUGUCAAAUCCACUUUCUUGGCCCCGCGAUGUUUUCUUAAAUAUGUAUAUGAAUCGAUUUAGAAAUAAAUCUAGAGAUAUAGGCUGCCAUUUUAGCAGCAAUAUAUUCUGAAAUGUCUCAUAAAUAUAUUUUUGAAUAAAGAGGGUGUCGUUCAA